GCCGCGCGCAGGGACGCUCUGCUCCGCUGCUCAGCUAGAGCCAGCGAGAGGCUCUGUAUCCUCCAGUGUCCUCUCGCCCGUUACUCGGGUAAGGGGUAGUUCGCCGGGGGUCACGGACCAGACAGACCCCAGGUCGGGUCCGGGAACCCCGAGAAGAGAACCCAGACCCACGGCCGCCCCUGGUGGAGGCGGCGCGUCGGAGAUUCGGAGGCGUCAGCAGCUCAGCCUGACGCCUAGGAUCCCAUCCCUUGUCAAAGACCAGGCCAUGGAAGCCAUGUUCCCACCAGUCAGUGGGAAGGAGCUGCUCUCGUUUGAGGAUGUGGCGAUGUACUUCACCAGAGAGGAGUGGGGCCACCUCGACUGGGGUCAGAAGGACCUCUACCGAGAUGUCAUGCUGGAGAACUACAGGAACAUGGUCUUGCUGGGAUUUCAGUUCCCCAAACCUGAGGUGAUCUGUCAGCUGGAGAACUGGGACGAGCAAUGGAUCCUGGAUCUACCGAGAGCUGGGAGUAGGAAGGCUUCCGGUAGUGCUUGCCCAGGUUCUGAAGCCAGACACAAGAUGAAAACGCUAACUCCAAGACAGAAAUUUUCUGAAGAUUUAGAGUCAUAUAAGAUAUCAGUGGUAAUGCAGGAAUCAGCCAAGAAACUUUCAGAAAAGUUACAUAAGUGUAAAGAAUUUGUGGACAAUUGCAAGCUGAGUUUCCCUACUAGUGGCGAUGAAUACAGCAGGGGCUUCCUUCAAAACCUUAACCUUAUUCAAGAUCAGGAUGCGCAAACAAGGUGGAAGCAGGGCAGCUAUGAUGAGGAUGGGAAACCCUUCAAUCAAAGAUCUUUGCUUUUGGGGCACGAGCAAAUUCUCACAAGAGCCAAGUCUUAUGAAUGCAGUGAAUGUGGAAAAGUCAUUAGGCGUAAGGCAUGGUUUGAUCAACAUCAAAGAAUUCACUUUUUAGAGAAUCCCUUUGAGUGUAAGGUAUGUGGGCAAGCCUUCAGACAGCGGUCAGCUCUUACAGUCCAUAAACAGUGUCACCUGCAAAACAAGCCAUACAGAUGUCAUGACUGUGGAAAAUGUUUUCGGCAGCUCGCAUAUCUUGUUGAACAUAAGAGGAUUCAUACCAAAGAAAAACCCUACAAAUGUAACGAAUGUGAAAAAACAUUUAGUCAGAAUUCAACCCUUCUUCGACAUCAGGUGAUCCACAGUGGAGAAAAACCCCAUAAAUGCCUUGAGUGUGGAAAAGCCUUUGGCCGGCAUUCAACCCUACUAUGUCAUCAACAGAUUCACAGCAAACCGAACACCCAUAAAUGCAGUGAAUGUGGACAGUCCUUUGGUCGGAAUGUGGAUCUCAUUCAGCAUCAAAGAAUCCAUACAAAGGAGGAAUUCUUUCAAUGUGGAGAAUGUGGGAAAACGUUCAGUUUUAAGAGGAAUCUUUUUCGACAUCAAGUCAUUCACACCGGAAGCCGACCCUACCCAUGUAUUAUAUGUGGAAAAUCUUUCAAGUGGCACACAAGCUUUAUUAAGCACCAGGGCACUCACAAAGGACACGUAUCCACGUGAUACUAACUGGAAAGCAGUCAUUGAAGGACUAGGACUUAACCUCUACUUCAAGUGUGUGUCACUUGAUUUUUUUCAUGAAAAGCAAUAAAUGUAACUAAAAGGGUUUUUCUA
Molecule: messenger RNA, 1663 nt
Organism: Saimiri boliviensis boliviensis (Bolivian squirrel monkey)
Lineage: Eukaryota; Metazoa; Chordata; Mammalia; Primates; Cebidae
Gene: ZNF789
Product: zinc finger protein 789
Biological process (GO): regulation of immune system process; negative regulation of transcription by RNA polymerase II; regulation of cytokine production
Cellular component (GO): nucleus; nucleoplasm
Molecular function (GO): DNA-binding transcription repressor activity, RNA polymerase II-specific; RNA polymerase II cis-regulatory region sequence-specific DNA binding
Source: RefSeq, a predicted model, not a curated record